GGAUCAUUAUGUCUGUUACCAACUUUGCUUUAUUUUUAUUGUGCGCUUUUACAUGCUAUCAAUAUUCCGCUGCUGAUGAAUACUGCGAUGAGUGUAGGGAUGAAUUUAAAAGAGCCAUGCAAGAAAUUAAAGAAAAUGACGAAAUACCAGAGUGCAUCAAGUCAUAUGCACCAAAGAUGAAUCCUGAGGAUAGUCACGAAACAAAACGUCGAAAACUGAAAGAACAUUAUUCAAACUUCAAGAGGAUGGUAUCUGCAAUGACUAAGGAGGAAAAAAUUGAGAUGGCGGAAAAGAUAACGGUAUGCUUCGAAGAUUUUCUAGAUGUUGUAAAGUCAAAAAUGGUAGAUCCAUCAUAUGAAGAAUGCAAGCAUUUCUUCUUACUGUGUGGGUGAUAUCGACCACACAGCAAAAAAAAAAAAAGGAAAAAUUGAUGUAACAAAAUUGAGAAAGAUGUAUAGAAUGCGUCUUUAAUUUUGAAUAAAA
Molecule: messenger RNA, 483 nt
Organism: Uloborus diversus
Lineage: Eukaryota; Metazoa; Arthropoda; Arachnida; Araneae; Uloboridae
Exons: 5
Coding region: 9-392 (127 amino acids)
Source: RefSeq, a predicted model, not a curated record